Messenger RNA from Glycine soja, 982 nucleotides. RefSeq lists its product as uncharacterized. The record is from RefSeq and is a predicted model, not a curated record. The transcript has 2 exons. Bases 105 to 857 code for a protein of 250 amino acids. Lineage: Eukaryota; Viridiplantae; Streptophyta; Magnoliopsida; Fabales; Fabaceae.
GGUCACCGUAGCGUAGACCCUAAUUCAAGAGUCUAUUCUAUCCUCGUUUGUACACACACUCUGCACCUCCAUUGAGUUGAGUUCAAAACUCUGUUCUUUCCUCCAUGAAUUCAAUUUCUUUAGGUUCCUUCAUCCUCACACCAUGCAAGUUCCGCCCUUUUCUUCAAACCAAACACCAACCCAUAUUCCGCACUCUCUCCCCAAUUCCCCUGACACAAAAACCCACUUUUCUUCGAGCCACAGACUCGAACAUCGACGCCCCCAUUUCCCUCCCCGAGGGCGCGUCCUUCGUUUCCAUCCCAGAAAUCAUCGAGAAGGACUGGUCCGUGCUUGAUUGCGCCGAACACCGAACCACUGACCGCAUUAUAGCUUCCGGAAACAUCGAACAGAGUUCGAGGGUUUUGGUCUCAACUGGGUCAGAAGACUUUGUUGAUUCCUUAGCGGGUUUAACUCCCUCUGUGUUUGUUGUUCAUGACUCGCUUCUGACACUGGCUUGCAUUAAAGAAAAAUAUGACAGGGUUAAGUGUUGGCAAGGGGAGAUUAUUUAUGUUCCGGAAAAGUGGGCUCCUUUUGAUGCUGUGUUUCUUUAUUUCCUUCCCGCGUUGCCCUUCAAGCUCCACCAAAUUUUGGAGUCUUUGGCUGGGAAAUGUGCACCGGGUGGAAGGGUGAUUAUCAGUCAUCCUAAAGGGAAAGAAGUAUUAGAACAGCAACGAAAACAGUACCCAGAUGUAGUAGUUUCUGACCUACCUAAUAAAACAUAUUUACAAAGUGUUGCAGCUGCCCAUUCUUUUGACGUGGCUGAAUUUGUGGAUGAACCUGGCCUUUAUUUAGCCGUUUUGAUCUGCUCGAGAGCUUAAAAACUAGAGUGUGUACAUUUGAAUACACAAUUUGAUUGAACUUUUUAUAUGGUGUUUUCCUUCUUGAUUAUUAGCUUGAAUUUUUGGUUGAAAAAUUAUAAAAUAAUAUAAUUUGAUUGAUAUGA